AUGCUAUUUCUUUUAAUAUCAAUUGCUUUAGCUUAAUAACUUGAGUACUUCACAGAUGCCAACUUUUAAAAACGAACACUCAUAUCUAAACACUAUGUGCAAUAUGAUUGGGUCAUAGCAUUCUGUGAUCAAGAAUGUCCAAAUGAAACUAUUGCUACAGUUAAUUCAUUUCCAGAUUCUUACUAAAAAGGUUUUGUUAAUCUCUCAAACAGUCCAUGGAUUAAAAAUAACAUAGCUUAGAACGGAAUUUGGAUUUAUUAUUUGAAUAACACAAUGUGUGAGUUCUAAAAUGGACAUUGCGAUUUACAUCUUCCUGUCCCGCAAAAAUAUAACAUACCUAAAGUUAACUUCUUUGAGUCAAGAAUGGUAACUCUAUUUUGAUUAUCUUUUAGAUAGUCGUUCAAAUAGGUUGUGUCAUUUUAGUCAUUUUUUACAUUAUGGCAUUUUUCGAUCUAAAAAAAAGAUUUUGGGAUUAAAAAAACAAAGUCAAAUCAGAGUGA
Molecule: messenger RNA, 500 nt
Organism: Paramecium sonneborni
Lineage: Eukaryota; Ciliophora; Oligohymenophorea; Peniculida; Parameciidae
Source: the annotation of a GenBank genome assembly